CCCUCCCCCGCCCCCAGACUCCCACCCUUAGGUUCCUUUUCCUGCAAGAUCGCAGAGGUGGCGCGCAGCCCGCCGAGCCCAUGACGGACCCUUGCCUCCUGCCUUCAAUGCAUCAGCAGCAGACCCCCAAAGGCUGGAGAGAGGAGGGCUGCGUCUGGACAUCCUCCCGGCGACGCUGCUCGGACCUGGUGCUCCUGGUGGAUGAGACUGGCGAUUGAGCAAGCCUCUGCCACCGCCUUCGCUGUCGCCCGACCAGUUGUUGCCGUCGGUCGGGACCGGUACCCGCCUUGCGCCUUCUGCCGCCGGGUCCAGAUCGGGUCCCGGCAUUGGGCGCCCCGGGGCUCUCCCCGCGCCUGCAGCCGCCCGCGCGCCGACUGCCCGCCGCGUCCUCCUGACAGCUGCGGCGGCGGCGAUGAUGCAGAGGAGGAGGGUGCUGCCGGCGGCAGUGCUCAUGGUGGCGGUCGGCGCCCGGGUGUGAUGAGAGCGUCAUGGUGGAGAUGCUGGCUUCGCGGCGGUGAGAGAGCAAAGGAGGGUGAGAGCCAGCCAAGGGCGGAAGAUAGAACAGUUCCGAUCGCGAUCGCUUUCUUUCCUCUCUCGCUUCCCCUGCACUGUAUUUUGCCCGUGGUUUGCAUAUUUAAAAUCUCUGGACUCCAUCCUCUCCCUACCAACGAAGUCUCCCCGUUUCUAAAUGGAAUUAGUGGAGAUCGGAGCCUCUGGUGUAACGCACAGACAUGAUCUAUGGACGCAGUUUGUUUCACAUUAUAGCAAGUUUAAUCAUCCUCCAUUCUUCUGGAGCAACCAAGAAAGGAACAGAAAAACAAAUCACUUCGGAAACACAGAAAUCAGUGCAGUGUGGAACUUGGACAAAACAUGCAGACGGAGGUGUCUUUACCUCUCCCAAUUAUCCCAGCAAGUACCCCCCUGACCGAGAGUGUGUCUACAUCAUAGAAGCUGCUCCAAGGCAGUGCAUUGAACUUUAUUUUGAUGAAAAAUACUCAAUUGAACCAUCUUGGGAAUGCAAAUUUGAUCAUAUUGAAGUUCGAGAUGGACCUUUUGGCUUUUCUCCAAUAAUUGGAAGGUUCUGUGGACAACAAAAUCCACCUGUAAUAAAAUCUAGUGGAAGAUUUCUGUGGAUUAAAUUUUUUGCUGAUGGCGAACUGGAGUCUAUGGGAUUUUCAGCUCGGUAUAAUUUCACACCUGAUCCCGACUUUAAGGACCUUGGAGUAUUGAAACCAUUGCCAGCGUGUGAGUUUGAGAUGGGCGGUCCUGAAGGAAUUGUGGAGUCGAUACAGAUUCUGAAGGAAGGCAAAGCUUCUGCCAGUGAAGCCGUGGAUUGCAAGUGGUACAUCCGAGCCCCGCCACGAUCCAAGAUUUACUUACGUUUCUUGGACUAUGAGAUGCAGAAUUCAAAUGAGUGCAAAAGGAACUUCGUGGCCGUGUACGAUGGAAGCAGCUCGGUGGAGGACUUGAAGGCCAAGUUCUGCAGCACGGUGGCUAACGACGUGAUGCUGCGCACAGGUCUGGGGGUGAUCCGCAUGUGGGCGGACGAGGGCAGCCGCAACAGCAGGUUUCAGAUGCUCUUCACCUCCUUUCAAGAACCUCCUUGUGAAGGCAACACGUUCUUCUGCCACAGUAACAUGUGUAUCAACAACACGCUUGUCUGCAAUGGGCUCCAGAACUGUGUGUAUCCCUGGGAUGAAAACCAUUGUAAAGAAAAGAGGAAAACCAGCCUGCUGGAUCAGCUGACCAACACCAGUGGGACGGUCAUUGGCGUGACUUCCUGCAUUGUGAUCAUCCUUAUUAUCGUUUCUGUCAUUGUACAGAUCAAACAGCCUCGUAAAAAAUACGUCCAAAGGAAGUCAGACUUUGACCAGACCGUUUUCCAGGAGGUGUUUGAACCUCCUCAUUAUGAGUUAUGUACGCUCAGAGGAACUGGAGCCACGGCUGACUUUGCAGAUGACUUUGAGAAUUACCAUAAACUGCGGAGAUCAUCUUCCAAAUGCAUCCAUGACCAUCACUGUGGAUCCCAACUCUCCAGCGCAAAAGGCAGCCGCAGUAACCUCAGCACAAGGGACGCUUCCAUCUUGGCAGAGAUACCCACCCAGCCAGUUAAGCCCCUCAUCCCACCCGUGAACAGAAGGAACAUCCUGGUCAUGAAACACAACUACUCGCAAGAUGCGGCAGAUGCCUGUGACAUCGAUGAGAUUGAGGAGGUGCCCACUACCAGCCACAGGCUAUCCAGACAUGAGAAAUCCGUUCAGCGGUUCUGCCUCAUUGGGUCUCUAAGCAAACAUGAAUCUGAAUACAACACAACUAGGGUCUAAAACGCAAACUCAAGGAUGCAUAUACUUGACACCCAUCACUUGUGAUGAAAUCCACCUUUUCAUGUUUGACUAGUCAAUUUAUUUGUUACCAUAUGUAACUUUGUGUUCAUUAAUUCAAAUUUGGCCUCCAAGAUUAUCACUUAAAUUAGUUACCUUGUUUUUUUUUAUUGUCUAAGCUCUAUAGAAAUUCCUAGUGGACAGUAAUAUUUUUGAAUGAAUAAUGUCACACUUGGUAUCUAUGACAUGAUGUGAUUCAUUACACAAUGAAGAUAAGAAGAUAAAUGGAUAAACCACCAUUUGCCUGUUGUGUAAACUUACAGAUUUUCCGGUUCUUUAAAGAUCUACAAAAUGUUGCUGAUCUGCUUAUUCUAUGCUUAAAUACAUUUAAUACCUCAAAUCCACUGAACAACAGACACCAUUUUAGAUAUCAAACUGAUUUAAGCAUGAUAACAAGAAUGGGUGACUAGCAUAUCUAUCUUUGAUAUAAUUUCUUUAUGGGAAAAUAAUUUCUCUUGGAGGAUGGGCCUCCCCUUGGAUGCUGAUCACAUGAUCUACAGGCAUUGGUUGUUCAAGGGACGAGAUGCUGAUGUCACUGUCCAGAGUCCUACAGGCCUGGUAUUGUCCCUAUGAGAAAUGCUAAGUACUAAAUCUUGAAGUGCAAGAAUCAAAAAAAAAAAAAAAAGGAAAAAAAAAGAAAAGAAAAGCUACAAGGUAAAUUUUUGAGCUCCCUACUUGUGCCUUCAGAGAAUCCAAUCCAAUUUUGAAAUUUGUCAAUAUAUUAAAAUUACCUAUUAAAUAACUACAUUAAACUUUACCACUUGAAUAUCAACCUUUGGACAACCUUCAAAAAUGGUGGUACUUACAACAAAAGGAAGGAGUGGUUUAAAACUAUCAAGCUUAGCAGUUAGCAAUAUUUUAUUCUCAAAGCUAAUUCAAAUAAACUAGCAGCAUAAGAGCUACAUUGAUUCAAUGAGAUGUUUUCAAAUACAUCACUAUGUGAAUUUGGCGAAACUGCUGGUUUUGAUUCAAGCGUUUGUAUUCACCUUUCGGAUUCUUGAUGGGCUUUUAUUUUUACACAGACUACCCAUGAAGACCUGAGUUAAGCUUUUUACUUCUCUUCAAGUGCAAACAUUCUGACUUUGUAUCUGAAUUUUUCUGCACCUGUUUUUAUACACAUUUAGAUUUUAUGCAUCAUUUCACAAAAUAGACAUGAUAUUCGAUUUUUCUCAGCUUAUUUUAGUCAGAUAAUUAAAAUGUGCAAAAAACAUAAUUGGAGAUCAAUGUCACUAGGCCUUUAAAUAAAAAUCAACACCAUCCUGGAGAUGCUGAAUCUUUCAUUAAUUUUUGUUCUAUUAAAAAAUUUUCAGAGCAUUAAAUGAUUAAAAAUUCUUCUUAUAAAUAUUUUAAGUUUGGCCUUCAACAUCAUUUGAACAUCUCUUAAGUUUUAUGUUAGCGUCUAUGUUUCCCCACAAGAAGUCAAGAUUUCCUCAUGUUAUAAGUUUUAUUCCUUUUAUAUUUAAAUCAAGAAUGGAUUUACUUGAACUCAUAUAUUGAAAUAAAGUCAAAUAAUAUGAUUCUGAGUCUACAUCACCUUUGUCAAACAGAAACAAUGCAACGGUGUUUGAUAAUGGAGUAAAUGAUACCAUCUAGUUUGAGUAAUAGCAGUUCCCAAAACUGGGGGGGAGUUAAACAAAAGAAUUAUUUAAAAUUGAUCUGUAUCCUAAAUGAAUUUGAUGUGGAUAGUGAGUUUAUUUCCUGUCUAAUUUGAGCAGAAGGGUGAGUCGCUAUGUGUAUUUUCCUCAAUUAAACAAUUUCUAUUUAUCACAGCAUGAUGAAAAAAAUACAGCCAAAAAUUUGUUAGAUAUGUAAAGAAUAAAAUUAAUGAAACUUAAUUACUAGUUCCUUAUCUAUUUAACUUUUCUUAUACUCCCUUUAAGGAUUGGAGAAAUACAUGGCAAAAAUAAAGGGAUGUGAUUUUUAUCAUUAAUCCAGAUCAACAAGUCCAACACAACUUUUAAUUAAGAAUUACAGCUAUUCAUUUUUUAAUAAAUUCAGAUUUUACUAAAGUUCUUUUAAUUAAAUUAUAUUAUUUGAGUAAAUCCAGCAGUGUAACCAAGGCAAGAAAAAAUAAUGCCAAGCUCAUAAUUCACUAUUUUCCUCGUGACACCAGGUUAUAUGCAUUCUGGUAUUUUCUUAAAGAGAAAAAAUGUUCUUCUAACAUACCUCAAUUUCCUUAUGUUAGAAAACAAGAAAAUAAAGGCAACCAUCAUCAUGUUUCUGUCAUUUUCUUGGAGUAUUUAGGAAAGUUCCUUAUUCUGGUCUACCAUUAUGUUCACAUCGUCACUUUUCUAUUCAGUGGCCACAUGUUCACGUACCCAUCAUCUUCUUUCUCUUUAACCAGUGAGCCAUGAUACUAUCCAAAACUGUUUGGGGGUCUCUUCUAAUACAGAGAGUCACUUGAAAACUAAAUUAAAAUUAACACUGACGAGCAAGCGUGAUGUGUAAGUCACUAAAAAUAAACACAUUCCUUUUAUAUCACAUUAUUAACCUUGGACUCUAUUCGCUCUGCUUCCCUUGAGGUUAACUUUAUAUCAGCAUUCCUAGAUUUUCUUGUCUGUGCAAUCUAUGUGACAAAACCUCUACUUCAGUACAUUGGGGAUGAAGAUAAUGAUGGAGAUUGGUGGAGGAAUGGUUCUUAGAACUGCAGAAGAAAACUAUUCACAUUGUUUUUUACCAUGUGGCCCAUCUUGAACCACUAGUUAGAUUUUCCUGGGUCCGAAUCCUCUGUACAACAAGAAAACAUGGUUGACUGUAAAGCAAAUAGAUGAUAAUGGAUAAUGGAGAAGUAAGAAGUUGAUUAGAAUAGCAUUUUCUUAGGAACACCAUAGGAACUCUGUGAAGUGUAGGCUACCUAAGCAGACAGAGAAGGGGACCAUUACCAACAGAUGCAGAGAAACAUUUGUGUUUAGAGUGAUUAGGUAAAAUACAGACUGGAAGACGUCCUACUUGAGUUAGAUGGUAAGUAACGAAGGGUUACAGAAAAUAUAGUUCAAAGAAUAGAUGGGGUUGAUGUGGUUUCUGAGUAUAGUAGGUUCUGACCAAAGAGUUUAUCUUUUGUUCAAAGGUGAUGAUUUUAGUACAUUUUUGGAAAAGUAUGAAGGGGAACUUCUCUAAAGUCAGUAUUUUCUAAGUAGAAUGCAAGAUGGCUCUUAGUAAGUUGAAUUAAAAAAGGGAGAAAUAAGACAUUAAAAGUAACAGAUGGUCAGAAGAGCAGGAGUAUGUCUCGCCACCAUACUUAUUUUCUACAAUAUAUUAUUUCCAUGGUUAUGAUUAGUGAGAAAACACGGACACAUGACAAAUCCCCUUCUGAGUGAGUGAUUCGGGUGGAAUCUUUUCAUGGUUGUAUGGAAACAUGAAACCACCGCAAAUAGUGUGCACUGUUAGCCAUUGAACUGUCAAGGAAACUGGAGUGGUUUUGCAACGUUUGCAAGAUUGUGUGAGACUUAUGAGUUAUCCUAUCAAAUAGACUAACUGCUGAGGUGUUUUCACCAAUGUGCAAAUAAAACUCUGUUAAUUAGUGUACUCAUCAAGAGAAAUUGGAGCAUAUUUAUAUUACCCCACAAUUUUGUGUUUACUCAUCUGUAAAAUGUGGAUUAUAAAAAGCUUCUUUUCACAUGAAAGUGUGUGAAGACCAAAUGAUCAUGCACUGGAAAAUAUUUUUUUAUAUUCUAUGAUUCAUUGUAAAAAUAAACCAUUUUUCCUAAAUUCUGUGUAAAUUUCAUUGUGUAAUUGUCACGGUGUCAGCACAUCUAUAAAGAAUAGCCAUGAAAAGUCAUUAGCAUCUCUUACCUAGAUAAAACAUGUGACUUACAAAAGCCAUUGAAUCUGACUUCCUUUGUAUGUCAUUUUCUCCAGGACAUUUUUUUUCACACCUCCAUAUUAAAGUCUUUUUAUCACUAUGAACAGUCAUGGCACCGGGGAAGGAGAAUCCUAUUUUUG
Microtus ochrogaster (prairie vole) is the source of this 6323-nucleotide messenger RNA. It is a transcript of the gene Neto1, whose product is annotated as neuropilin and tolloid like 1. Gene Ontology annotation, biological process: positive regulation of excitatory postsynaptic potential. Gene Ontology annotation, cellular component: postsynaptic density. The record is from RefSeq and is a predicted model, not a curated record. NCBI's taxonomy places the organism in Eukaryota, Metazoa, Chordata, Mammalia, Rodentia, Cricetidae. Gene Ontology annotation, molecular function: ionotropic glutamate receptor binding.